This is a messenger RNA of Hemicordylus capensis (graceful crag lizard), 3244 nucleotides long. It is a transcript of the gene PPP3CB, whose product is annotated as protein phosphatase 3 catalytic subunit beta. NCBI's taxonomy places the organism in Eukaryota, Metazoa, Chordata, Lepidosauria, Squamata, Cordylidae. Gene Ontology annotation, molecular function: calmodulin binding; calmodulin-dependent protein phosphatase activity. The transcript has 15 exons. Gene Ontology annotation, cellular component: cytoplasm; calcineurin complex. Bases 236 to 1816 code for a protein of 526 amino acids. Gene Ontology annotation, biological process: calcineurin-mediated signaling. The record is from RefSeq and is a predicted model, not a curated record.
GGGCGCGGUGCAUGCCGGUAACCAAGCAGACUGUCCCCCCUCGCUCGUUCACUGGCUAGUCUGUCGCUUCCGCCGCCAUGUUGCUUUGGGCCCCGGAUCCUGGCGGUCGCCCCUAGCCUUGGGCCGCCCCCGCAGCCUGCCCCCAGUCCUCGCCGGGCCCUGGCGGUGGCGGAAGGAGAGCCCGAGCCCGGCCGGGGAGAACGAAGGAGGCUUCGCUGCUCUCGCCGCCUGGACCAUGUCCGGCAAGGAGGGGCCGCGGGUGCUUCUGGGGACGCCUCUCGGCGGCACCUGUGAGCGGGCCGUCAAGGCUGUCCCUUUCCCACCAACACAUCGACUAACGUUGGAAGAAGUGUUUGAUACAGAUGGAAAGCCCCGGGUUGAUAUUUUGAAGAACCACUUAAUAAAAGAAGGUCGGGUAGAUGAAGAAAUUGCACUUAGAAUCAUCAAUGAGGGUGCUGCAAUUUUAAGAAGAGAGAAAACCAUGAUAGAAGUCGAAGCUCCUAUUACAGUGUGUGGAGACAUUCAUGGCCAGUUCUUUGACCUAAUGAAGCUAUUUGAAGUGGGAGGAUCCCCUGCUAACACAAGAUACCUGUUCCUUGGUGACUAUGUAGACAGAGGAUAUUUUAGCAUAGAGUGUGUGCUAUAUUUGUGGGUCCUGAAAAUUCUGUACCCAAACACGUUAUUUCUUUUGAGAGGCAACCAUGAAUGUAGGCACCUCACAGAAUAUUUUACUUUUAAGCAGGAAUGUAAAAUAAAAUAUUCUGAAAGAGUCUAUGAUGCUUGCAUGGAAGCUUUCGAUUGUCUCCCUCUUGCUGCACUUCUAAACCAACAGUUUCUUUGUGUCCAUGGUGGUCUGUCUCCAGAAAUAAAUACAAUAGAUGAUAUUAGGAGGUUAGAUAGAUUCAAAGAGCCCCCAGCAUUUGGACCAAUGUGUGACUUAUUGUGGUCGGAUCCCUCAGAAGACUUUGGAAAUGAAAAAUCACAAGAGCAUUUCAGCCACAAUACAGUCAGAGGAUGUUCCUAUUUUUAUAGCUAUCCUGCAGUUUGUGAAUUUUUGCAGAAUAAUAAUUUAUUGUCCAUUAUCAGAGCUCAUGAAGCACAAGAUGCAGGUUAUAGAAUGUACAGGAAAAGUCAGACAACAGGCUUCCCAUCAUUAAUAACCAUUUUUUCGGCACCUAAUUAUUUGGAUGUGUACAAUAAUAAAGCUGCUGUAUUAAAAUAUGAAAACAAUGUUAUGAAUAUUCGGCAGUUCAACUGUUCACCGCAUCCUUAUUGGUUGCCAAAUUUUAUGGAUGUUUUCACAUGGUCAUUGCCAUUUGUUGGAGAAAAAGUAACAGAAAUGCUGGUGAAUGUUCUGAGCAUUUGCUCUGAUGAUGAACUAAUGACGGAGGGAGAAGAUCAAUUUGACGAGCGACUCAUAUAUGGCAAUAAAAAAGUAGGUACAGCUGCAGCACGAAAAGAAAUAAUCAGAAACAAAAUACGUGCAAUUGGCAAGAUGGCAAGAGUUUUCUCUGUUCUCAGGGAGGAGAGUGAAAGUGUACUGACACUCAAGGGUUUGACUCCCACUGGAAUGUUACCUAGUGGAGUAUUGGCUGGAGGACGCCAGACCUUGCAAAGUGCCACAGUAGAGGCAAUUGAGGCUGAAAAAGCAAUACGAGGAUUCUCUCCACAACAUAAAAUCUGCAGUUUUGAAGAGGCAAAAGGUCUGGAUAGGAUUAAUGAGAGAAUGCCACCGAGAAAAGAUGCUCUUCUGCAAGACAGCAUUAAUUCUGUGAACACAACAAAUGACAAUGGGACUGGCAAUAACAAUGCAUAGUGAUCACCAGAUCUUCUUCUCUUUUAUUUGCUUCCCCUUUGUCUUGCCUGAGAAUUCCUAGAGGACUGCUUCUUGAUAUGACAAUAGCCAAAACACCCCAGGGAGAUCCAGUCCACAUGCUUUACAUCAGGUGAAACCAUAGCUUGCUCUUACUAAAGAGAAGCCAUGAUGCUUUGGAGAUGACAACACCUCUUCUAAAGGAGAUGACUUGGAUAUAAGCAGAGUUUUGCCAAAGCUGAACUGUGGAGAGAUCUGGGGGCAAGAUUCAGCUAUGAUCACAAAAGCCCCCAUAUAGACUAGCAUGUUUCCUUUUUAUCAAUGUCAACACUUUUUACGUUUACAGAAUGGGAUUGUCUUUUUAAAGUAGAGCUAGGUGGUGAUGUGUCUUGUUUUUUUAAUUGGACAUUCUCAUGCAUCCCUAAGAACUAUUUAUUUAAUGGUCUUAUGAAAUGUCUUUAAACAUUAGUUUUACAAUGGUCUUAAAAUAGAAAUCUGAGGCUUCAGACAACUCUUUUAAAUAAAUGAGGAAAAAUGCCAAAAAUCUUAGUAAUAUAAAAUGCUGACCUCAGGUGUACUCCUGUUGCUAAAUCUGUAUAAUGUUCAUAAUGCUCAACAUUUUUAGUUAAGACUUAUUGGAGUAUUUCUAUAUAGAAAUGUUUAUUACUUGAACAUAGGUUUUGAAAAAUACUUUAAUUUAGAACUUUUUAAAUUUAGAACUUUAAUUUAAACCAUUUUUUAGGCUUUCUCCACACUUGAAUAUUUAGAAAGUCAAAUGGUAUAAACAUGGUUAAUUUUAAGGUACUCCUAAUUGAACUUUGUACAUUGUGUUUUAAGUACAUUUGAUUCAUAUCAAAUCUGUAAAGCUUGGCUUUGUAUUUUGUGUAUGCAUGUUUUCAUUUUGCAGAUAUUUAAUAUAUAGACGUAUGAUGUACAGGAAAAUAAUCUUAUAGGUAGAUGUUACAGAUAUUUCAGUUCAUUGUAUUGCUUAAAUAGCUAAUAAUCAUUGGGCUGAGUGGCUGCAAAUGUGUCCUUUUAAUACUGUAAAAUAAUGAAUUUGUUUUGGCCAUACAAUGCAUAAGUAAUCUGUUCGAUGUUAAGGUGUUAGUGAAAAUACAAACUCAAGAUGCAUGUUAUGUUUUUGAUAGCUACUGGACUGUUUGGUUAAAAUGAAAUGAAACCAUGUGCUGAUUUUACAAAUAAUGAACUGUAGUCAAAUGCCACUUCCAUUUCUUGACCUUUUGCUACUUACCUUUCUCACCCCAUGGAAAACAAUUUGAAUAUUUUGUUAAUAGAUUUCACCUCCCAAUAGCAAACUAAUAGCAAAAUACAGACUGUACAUAACCCUGUCUAAAUUGGCAAUUUGCAUGUUUUGAAUCAUUCAAGUGUUUUAUAAAAGAAGCGCACAAUAAACCUUGUGCAUGGGCCAUG